Molecule: messenger RNA, 5776 nt
Organism: Photinus pyralis (common eastern firefly)
Lineage: Eukaryota; Metazoa; Arthropoda; Insecta; Coleoptera; Lampyridae
Exons: 2
Coding region: 848-4651 (1267 amino acids)
Source: RefSeq, a predicted model, not a curated record
CGUGUACAACACGUGUUGAAAGUGUCUUUUUUCAUUAAUAUGCUUGAUUAACUCGGGCUUCGCCCUCAUUAAUCAAACUGCAAAUUCACGAAAAAAUGUAUCUAUUACACUAAAUUUCCCGUGUAAUUUUACGUAUAGCAAACGUCUAAUUGAAAAUGCUUACCUCAACACUAUUAUUCAAAGCGCCUGUCGUGUUCUUGUUGGAUUGGAGAUGAAAGUAAAUAAUUAUAAACAAAUAAGUACAAUAAUGUGUUUCAAAUUUUAAAAUGGCCUGAGUUCGGAAGCACGCCGCACGGGUGUAAAAAAUAGUGAUGAAUCGACUUUGUUCUUUUCUGAAACGAGAGCCGAGGAGAGCGAUCAUCAUUUCGCAGAAAUAUACACACUCUCAUUAGAAAUUGCAUUUUCAGCGCCUUAUAAAAGGGUGAUUAUUCAAAUUUUUUCCCAUUUCUAUUCGAGUAUUGCUUGCAAUUAGUCGUUGCGUUUGUGUGUUUAUUAGUUACCUAUCUGUUGGUGAGUUUUAUUAUUAUUAGCAGUAGUAGUUAUUCUUUUAAAUUUAUUAUUAUUUGACGUGCACGUAACUUCGAAGCGCGUUAUAAAAGAGGAAUUAUUCAGAUUUUUUCCAUUCCUGCUCUAGUAUUCGUUGUGUUUAGACGUGUUGUGUUUAUUAGUCGUGUUGGUACACGUAACUUCAGCUCGCUAUAAAAGGUGCAUUAUUCAGAUUUUUUCCAUUCCUGCUCUAGUAUUCGUUGUGUUUAGACGUUUUUGUUUAUUAGUCGUGUUGGUGAGUUUUAUUUUUAUUAGCAGUAGGUUUUUUUAGUUUAUUGUUAAAAUUCAUUAGACGUGUAAGAUGUUUGCAGAUUUAGUGAAACACAUUGCAGGUAUUUUAGGUGUGUUAAGAACUAAUUACAGCGAUAAAUCAGUUAGGGAAGGGAUAAGAGAGUGUGAUAAAGCGACACGUAGGAUUCGGAAUUCUUUGCGUGGAGCUUUACCUAUAGGUGAAAAACAACAUCAUGAGGCUUGUUUACGUAAUAUUAAAUCGAUGCGUAAGCAUUUUAAAUUAGAACAAAAGAGGGGCCAGGGUAUAGCAUUGAACAAAGAAACCGCAAAGCAUCGCGUUCAUUGGGAUGACUCCAUUUCAGCUUUUAGUAAUAGAAUACGGACUGGUGUUAUUACUAAUCUCAAACAUAAAGACCCCAGCCGCUUCUUAGUGGACUGUAAGGUAAUCUUCAAACGACAGGUUUUCAACGCCUUGAAAAAAGACGAGGCUGUGAAAGUAAAUGCGAUUUUUUGCGGGGAAUUUGUGAUUACUCAAGGGGAAAAGACUCUCAAUGAGUAUAAGUACUUCACAACAUCAAAUGCGGCAAUAUAUAGGGGUACUGACAUAGAAGAGUGGUUUGAGGAAAAGGUUAGUAAACCCCUAAUGAAGAAGUUAUCGGAGUUUCAGGAAUGUAACAGCGGUUGGGCACUUCGAGCCGUCGUUAAUUUAGGGGUUAAUUUUAACAAAUUUACACCUCAACUUGGGUCUUCAUAUGUUGAGUUACCUCCGCAAAUUCAAACAAAAAAGGCCUGUGUUAACGUCAAGAACGAGGAUCAUGCGUGCUUUGCGUGGGCGGUGGUUUCAGCAUUAUAUCCUGCUGAUAAACAUCCUCAAAGAAUAUCUAAAUACCCUCACUACUCGUCUGUGCUUAAGCUAAAAGGGAUCCAGUUUCCGAUGACCAUGAGACAAAUUUCGAAUUUUGAAAAACAGAACAAUAUCUCCAUUAAUGUGUACAUUUUGAAGAAAGAGAAAAAGGAUCAGUUUAGUACCCUGCCUACAUACCUAACUAAGGAAAAGAUGGAUAAACAUGUGAACCUGCUUUUAGUGCAAGACUGCUAUGAACAACCCACUAAAUUCCAUUAUGUUUGGAUCAAAAAUCUUUCACGGCUAGUAUCUAAAAAGUUAGGCAAAAGGAAUGGACAAAAAUAUGUUUGUGAUAGAUGUUUACACUAUUUUCAUUCUGAAGACAAAUUAAUUAAGCAUACUGGAGAUUGUAUGCAGAAGAAUGAUACCGCAAUCAAGAUGCCUACGGAAGAAAAAAAGAUGUUGAAGUUUAAAAAUUUUAAAAAUAAAAUAAAAGCCCCCUUCGUAGUAUAUGCAGAUCUCGAGAGUGUCCUGAAACCUAGCGCGAAAAAGACCGCAUACCAGCAACAUAUUCCGGCAGCUGUGGGAUACUACUUCAAGUGCUCAUAUGACGAAUCUCUUUCAUUCUACAAUAGUUACCGUGGUGAAGAUUGUAUGCGGUGGUUUGCUGACGAGAUGAAUCAACUCGCGGAAGAUGUCUCUACUGUGUUUCUUUGCCCCUAUAAGAUGCAAAUGACUCCACAACAAGAAAUCGAAUUCCAAACAGCAACUCACUGCCACAUUUGCGAACAGCCAUUUACAGCAGGGCAGAAGAAGGUUCGAGAUCACAAUCACCUCAUUCCAGAGAACAACUUCCGCGGAGCUGCAUGUGAAAUUUGUAACGUCAACUAUCAGGACACUCAUACAAUUCCGGUAGUAUUCCACAACUUGAGUGGAUAUGACGCUCACUUUCUUAUAACGGAUAUUGCCACUAGAAUGGGUGGUAAAAUCGACUUGCUUCCUAUAACCAAAGAAAAAUAUAUCUCUUUUACCAAACAUAUCAACGAGUCACGCAUCAACUUUAGAUUUAUAGAUAGCUUCCGGUUUAUGGCAUCAUCCUUAGAUAAAUUAUCAUCAGCUCUAACAGAAUUUCCCAAUCUCAAGUCACAAUUCUUUGCUCUACCUGAAGAUCAAUUUAAUCUUUUAACUAAAAAGGGUAUUAUGCCGUAUGAUUAUUUAGACUCAUUUACCCGUUUCGAUGAGCCUUGCCUCCCUCCUCAAGAUGCGUUUUACAAUAAAUUGGAAGAUAAGCCUUGUCCCCGUAGGAUGUAUCGUAGAGCUCAAGAGGUGUGGAGCAAAUUUAACUGCAACAAUUUAGGUCAAUACGUUGAGUUAUAUAUGAAGACCGAUAUUCUCCUCCUUGCGGAUGUAUUUGAACUAUUUAGAUCAAGCUGUAUUAGUACUUAUGAUUUAGAUCCAGCCCACUACUUUACACUGCCAGGCUUUACUUGGGAUGCCAUGUUGAAACACACGCGGCAAGAGUUAGAACUCCUUACCGACCAAGAUAUGUUUCUUUUUAUUGAGCGAGGUAUUCGAGGAGGUUUGAGUCAAGUCUGCUCUAAGAGAAGAGUCCACGCAAAUAAUAAAUACAUGCCCAAGUAUGAUUCAGCGAAACCUGAUGUAUAUUUGAUGUACAAUGAUAUUAAUAACCAAUAUGGAUGGAGUAUGAGUCAAUAUCUUCCUUAUGGGGGGUUUCAAUGGGUAGAUGCCAACAUCGAUGUUACUAUGAUCCCGGAUGAUGCAAAUGAAGGCUACAUUCUAGAAGUUGAUUUGGAGUAUCCAAAGCAGUUGCAUGACUUACAUCAAGAUUUACCAUUCUGUGCAUUACAUAUCAACCCGAAAACCAUGAAACCACCAUCUAGAGCUAAAGAAACUUCAAAACUCAUGGCAACCCUAAAUAAUAAAGAAAAAUACGUCAUCCAUUAUCGCGCCUUGAAACAAGCAUUAGCUCACGGAUUAGUUCUCACUAAAGUACAUAGAGUACUAAAAUUUAAACAGUCCCCUUGGCUAAAGUCCUACAUUGACCUGAAUACGAACCUAAGAAGAAAUGCCAAGAAUGAAUUUGAGAAGAACUUGUUUAAGUUGAUGAACAACGCAGUCUUUGGGAAGACCAUGGAAAAUGUUAGAAAACGACUUGACGUUAAAUUAUUAUCCAAAUGGGAGGGUCGUUAUGGUGCAGAAUCAUAUAUCUCAAAACCAGAAUUUAAAUCUUGCGUUAUAUUUAAUGAGAACUUGGUGGCGGUAGAAAUGAAUAAGCUUGAAGUAUAUUUAAAUAAACCUAUAUACGUAGGUCAAGCCAUUCUUGAUUUAGCUAAGACGACCAUAUACAGCUUUCACUACGACUACAUGAUGGAUAGAUUUGGAGGUAACUGUACUGCCGUUUAUACUGAUACCGAUAGUUUAAUUUAUGAAAUUCGAGAGCAAGACCCGUAUAUGGUUAUUAAAAGCGAUUGUUUUAAAUAUUACGAUACCAGCGAUUUUAACCCUAACAACCCAUAUGACAUACCUCUUGUAAAUAAGAAAGUCUUGGGUAUGAUGAAGGAUGAAAAUAAUGGGAAAGUAAUGACUGAUUAUGUAGGAUUGCGAUCUAAACUGUACACGACCAAAGUAUUAACCACCAAGGAUGAUUUAAUAAAAUUGCGUCAGAAAUUAGAAGCGGAAGAGUAUGAGGAGGAUGAAAUUGCUACGAUUAUUAAAAAUUAUGGUUUGAUAAAAAAGGCAAAGGGGGUAAAGAAAAGUGUAGUCGAGACUAAAAUUUCUUUUGAUGAUUAUGUGGAAUGUCUGGAGACAUUUAAGCGCAAAACAGCAUCUCAAAAUUUGAUUCGGACAGAUAAACAUCAAGUGUAUUCUAUAACACAGUCGAAAAUUGCUCUAAGUCCCGAAGACGAUAAGAGGUAUCUAAUUCCCGGCUCAUUUAACACUCUUCCGUGGGGCCAUUAUGCUAUUGAUAAACCUCAAGAUGUUGCCGAUAACCCGAUGGAUGUUGAUUAAUGUGCAGAUUUGGUAUCCCUCCUAAUGUAUUUUUGAAUUAGUUUUUCUAUAUCAAUCUAUUAAUUUACCAACCCACACUUUUUUUUACUUAACCAGACCUACAAUAGAUUAAUUCUUAACGAACUUUUGAUGUGCGCGGUGGUAAAAAGAAUUUGACAAAAGUGUUACUAUACGUAAAAUCGCGGGAAAGAUUACCAAUGUAGCGCAGUUUUUCUUCAGUCGUUUUUUUUUCAUUCCCGUAGCUGCCAAAUACCGCUUGUAUUACCAUGAAGCUCCCCAAAAAGAAUUCUAAUACGCCCCAGUAUAAUUUUUGAAUGCGUACUAUGAUACGAGAAUUGCAUUUGUUCUAUUUAUGUAUUGGAAUUUGAAAUUAUUCUUCGUAAUUAAAUUUACAAUGCUUUCAACAAUGAAGUAGUAAGGGAGAGGACGAUUGUAUAAUAGCUGACCGAUCAUUUUUACACAUUCCAUCCCAGGAAGUCUAUUCCAUAUAACAUUUAUUUUUAUCCAUAAUCGCAAAAUGAAUAUGAAGAACAUCCAUACACGUACGACUUGGAUAGUACAAGUUACCUAGUAUUACAGCUGGAUGAUGCAAUGUCAUAUAAUUAUAGGAAAUCUAAACAACACGUCGACUAAUUCUCGUUUUAAUAAUUAGAGAAUCGGGGAACGAUUUUUUCUACAAUGCUUCCUUUUAUUCUAUAAAUAGCACAAGUAAUUACCUACCUAUGAUUGUUUUAACGUAGAUAUGAUUAAGGCGCGGUAGCCGAGUGGUUCAGAUGGAUGGUUCUAAUGUAAAGAUCGAUGGUUCGAAUCCCCGCGUCUACAAAUUUACCGCAACGCUUAUGAGAAGCAUAACUGUCAAAAAUAUGAGGCAAACGGAAAGACACGGCUCAUCUAUAUCAGUCGAUAAGUAAUAGUUCUGGUAGCGCAGUUGGUUAUCCGACCUCUGAUACAGCAGUAAGUGCGGAGGGAAGUAGGUUCGAACCUCGAUCCGAACUGAAGCCUCCCAAAAUAACCUUGACCCGGGCUGCCGAAAAAAAAGGAGCGAAACUAAUUGGACGGAAAAACAGUCCCUCACCCCGAGAGCCUAUACCAACACCACGGCUGUCGAAAUAAGUCGAUUAAGCU